AUGACAUUGAUAUGCAAGAGAUUGUUUGAUCAUCGUCAAUCAUACCUACACUUCAACGACAACAACAAUGACAUUGACAAUGACAACAAUAUGCCAUUGUACAAUGACUAUGAUAUCAACAAAGUUACAUUGAACUCUUAUAAAAAGAUAAUCAACAAUGACUUUAACAAUGGACCAAAGACCAUACUCAUAUACACCGACGAGCAUUAUGAUGUAACAUCUCUGCCUUGUGAUCAUCGAUUCUUCAUGAGCAGUGACGACGAUUACUUAUGGAAACAAGAGGUGUUGGCGAUGCCUUUCAUCAAGAGUAUAUCAUUCAAUGACUGCCCCGAUCGACCAAUGGAUAAGAAGUUCUGGGACAACAUUGUCGACUUGCUCCAGUCACUGCUCAUUCGCGAGCCCUCUCCAGAGAUACACUUCUAUCAGAUGGCCAAUGGACCAUUGCCCAUCAGACAUGUUCCAAUCACCAGUCUAUCAUUGAAUGAUAAUGACCUGGAUGAGGUUAUGGUCGACACUGACAUGUUCCCGGAAACACUGACCAAUCUAAAUCUGUACAAAGAGCAAUUGGUGACUGGCAACAUCGAUCUUACAUACCUACAAUCACUCAAGUCACUGUACUUUAAGUGGAAGCAGUACAACAAUGACCAGGCUUUGUUGUUGGAUCGAACAGUGUUGCCACCGUCACUCACAGAGCUCCGGCUUGACACGGAACUACCAUCGCUCAAGCUCGACCUCCCACCAAGCGUCACUGAACUCUACUUGUACGGCGACUCCGAGUAUCAUUUUGGUGACAGUGACGAUGACAUCUGCGACCUGCCAUUCAGAAGACUGUGCCUGCAUCCAGACUUCAACUCACACAGCAGUGUGAUGAAUGCGCCAGGCACCAGGUUUCCACAUCUCCACAAGCUUGUGCUCUUGUCGUUUGAUGACAGUGUACUGUCGCACAUCACAUCAAACAGAUUCCCCGUGUUGGAGUACUUGAAGCUAGGCCUGCAGUCACAAGAGUCGGAUGAUGAACAAACGGCACUCGAUCUCUCAUCACUGCCAUCAUCAAUCAAGUCACUGGAAAUCACUCCACGUCGAUCAAUCAGUUUGCUUCCAGCUGGAAUAGAGUGUCUAAACCUCAAGUCAGUCGAAGUGUUCCAGAUGUUGUCAACUAUAGACUGGCACUCGCCCAGUCCAUCAUUGAUCAAAACUCUAACGUUGGACUCUUAUGGACACGAGUUGAAGGUUGGCGACAUCCCUUCAUCAGUUACCAGUUUGAGACUAAUCAAUUUCAUACAACCAUUGAGUAAUGUACUGCUCGCUCUACCUGGUAUACGCAAGCUACUUUGGUAUAGUGGACUCAAGAGUCAUGUCAUUGAAUUGUUGCAACAGUUGCCAACAACUAUACAACAACUCAAGUUAAUGAUGUACAACGAAGCGUAUGAUGAACAGAAGUUCAACCUAAGACGUAUAUCCCCAACAACAUUCAUCCGCAUCGAUGACCAACUUGUACGCUCUGGCUUCAUUGACCUGGAAUCAUUCCAAUCACUCAUUGAACGAACUGUCACAGACUAA
Acytostelium subglobosum LB1 is the source of this 1560-nucleotide messenger RNA. RefSeq lists its product as hypothetical. Lineage: Eukaryota; Evosea; Eumycetozoa; Acytosteliales; Acytosteliaceae. The record is from RefSeq and is a predicted model, not a curated record. The transcript has a single exon. The coding region runs from base 1 to 1560 and encodes 519 amino acids.